Messenger RNA from Ochlerotatus camptorhynchus, 1541 nucleotides. Its product is annotated as cytochrome P450 4c21-like. Gene Ontology annotation, molecular function: monooxygenase activity; oxidoreductase activity, acting on paired donors, with incorporation or reduction of molecular oxygen; iron ion binding. Lineage: Eukaryota; Metazoa; Arthropoda; Insecta; Diptera; Culicidae. The record is from RefSeq and is a predicted model, not a curated record. The coding region runs from base 54 to 1535 and encodes 493 amino acids. The transcript has 5 exons.
AGUUGCAUUGAGACGCUCGCACCGAGAAGCUCACAGGAGCAAACGAUCACAGGAUGUUGUUUUCGGUAGCAGCACUAGCAGUGAUUUGGUUCUCGAUAGCGAUACAAUGGUUUUUGAAGCGAAGAAGUGAUUUUGCUAGAAACAUCCCGUGGGUGAAACCAUACUAUCCGUUACUGGGUAAUGGAAUACUGUUCAUCGGAAAGGACGAUUUGCAAAGAUUUUGGAACAUGAAGAAAAUGUUCGAUACUGAGGAAAAUUUAUUCCGAUUCUAUUUGGGACCAAAGACGGUGUUCGGCACAAAUGAUCCCAGCACGGCGCAGCAAAUUCUCACCGAACCGAACUGCAUGGAUAAACCUUACGUGUACGACUACUUUCUGGCUGAUUGCGGAGUUUUUGCAGCGAAAACAAACGAAUGGAAAUGCCAACGGAAAGCUUUAAAUCCGACUUCCAAUAGAAAAGUACUGGAAAGUUACAUACCCACAUUCUGCAGAAUCAACAGAAGUAUGAUCAAGCGGCUGGAAGCGAUUCCGGCUGGUAAGACAAUCAACUUUAUGGAUUAUGCAUCAAGAUUGGCCGUCGAAUUGGUUUGCGCUUCUACACUUGGCUUCGAUAUAAACCAGUUCGAUGAUCCGGAUGGUUUUGCACACAACAUGGAACGAGUUUUCUACGUAGCUUCAAGACGUAUGUUGAACGUGCAUCUGCAGUUGGACGCUGUCUAUCGCUGGACCCAGGAUUACUAUGAGGAGCGCACACUCCGGGACAAGAUGGAAGGAUACGCAAAAAAGAUCUAUGAUAGUGCAGAAAGCCGUUUCUUACAUCCGACAGACACAUCCGAAGAAGAUGAAAAUGGCCAAAGACCACGUAUUCUAGUGCACCAACUAUUCGUCAAUAAAUAUAGAAAAUUUGAGAAAAUGGAGAUUCUCCAUAACAUAUACACGAUCAUCGCAGCCGGGACGGAUACAACGGCGAACGCGGUUUCCUACACCUGUCUACAGUUGGCCAUGCAUCCCGUGCAACAGCAGAGACUGUACGACGAAAUCAUCGAAGUCUUCCCCGAGCCGGAACCGAUCAUCACACUGGAAGCGUUGAAGUGCCUACCGUACCUGGAGAUGGUCCUGAAGGAGUGCCUUCGCCUGUACCCAGCUGCCUGGAUUGUGAUGCGUGAAAAUGUGGCUGAUGUAACGAUCAAUGGACUGCGAAUACCGAAGGGAAACAAAUUCGCCGUCAAUAUCCACAGUAUGCAACGUCGAACGGAUGUUUGGGGAGCGAAUGCAAACAGAUUCGAUCCGGAGAGGUUCAGUCCGGAGCAGAAGGGAAGCAGGCAUCGAUACGCAUUUUUGCCAUUUAGUGGAGGUCGACGGGAUUGUUUGGGGGCACGUUACGCCAUGAUAAGUAUGAAGAUAAUGAUGGUAUAUUUUAUGAAGCACUUCCGGUUUAAAACUGCGAUGCGUGAGGAGGAUAUUCGGUUUAGAUUCGAUGCAUUACUUAGGAUCAAUGGAGGGCAUCAGCUUCAAAUCGAGAGAAGAGGGCAAUAGGAUUUU